UGGCGGUCUUAACUAAGAUAAGGCAUAUGCAGGUCUUCAGCCUUUAUAGAUCACUAAAGAUCUAGCUUUUCUAAAGAUAAAAGCCAUAUUGUAAUUGUAGUGUAGUAAAUCAAAAACUAGAUUAAAACAAAAUUUGUUAAUCCUGUCCUUAGGAAAGACAAGUGGAUAGCUUAAAUUACCCUACUCCAUCCAGAAGUUUAACUGCUUUCUAUUAACUUCUUGUUUGUUUUUGUUUUUUUGUUUGUUUGUUUUUCCCAAGAAGUACUUCACAGGCAAUGUAAGCUCAGCCCCAAGACAGACUCUUAAAAUGAUUCAACAUUCAGCAACAGGAUGCCUUGUUGGCAGGGUAAAGGAACCUGCUAAAUGUUCAAUCAAAAGGAAACUUUGGAGUGAUCAGCUAACUGCAAAGACAUGCAAAGCUGUUUUAGGCUCAGAACAGGAAAAUGAAAAUCUACAAGGAGUUAUUCAAGCUGUUGAUCUCAUGGCAAAAAAAAAUCCUUCCUCUCGGUACUGGAAGGAAGUGGCUGAAGAAAGGAGGAAGGCACUGUAUGAAGUUCUUCAAGAAAAUGAAAAGCUUCACAAAGAAAUUGAACAAAAAGAUGGUGAAAUUGCCCGUCUAAAAGAAGAAAAUGAUGAACUAGUAUUACUUGCAGAACAUGUGCAGUACAUGACAAAUAUGAUUGAGAGACUAACUGGGCAGGCACCUGAUGGCCUUCAGUCACUGAAAAAUCUAGACUUGGAAGAAUUUGAGAAGGAAGAUGAAGAGAGUGAUACUGAGGGUGAUGUAGAUUGUGAUUCCGAAGAGCUGCCUUCACAGGUUUCAUGUGCUGCUAAGGAGGAUGCUACUGAUUCACCUACAAAGAUAGCUAAAAGUCUGUGAAAAUGGCUUGGCAAACUUGAGUGGCCAGUGUACAUGUGGCUUCCUAUUUUAAUUACUAAAUGACUGAAAGAAUACACUGCCAAAGUUUACCUCGGAUAUAAAUUAAGUCUUGUGGAAGCUUUAAAUGUUCACAAUGGGUUUUAACUGGUAACAUGUAGCAAUGGAAAUAGCUGUAUACUAUCUAAACAGGUGUUACAGACUGAAUGUGGUCACUUCUACAAAAUGGAAAUACUAUGUAUUUCUAAUGUAAAUAGUAUCUGUUGCUUUUACAUGAGAAUGUGUACUUGAUAAAUAAACUCUACCAAAAUAC
This is a messenger RNA of Pelodiscus sinensis (Chinese soft-shelled turtle), 1190 nucleotides long. The record is from RefSeq and is a predicted model, not a curated record. Lineage: Eukaryota; Metazoa; Chordata; Testudines; Trionychidae.